AUGGCGCGCAUUAAGCAGGCAGCUCCAGUCCAGCGCGCGCCAUCUUCCGAGUACGCCAGCAGGUUUGAUCCUGAGUUCCGGAGACGAGAUGUCGGCGUGUCGUCAUCACCCGCCCUGAAUGGCAACGCCGAGAAGACCAAUGGCCAUGUCGCGACUGCGGAGCGCGAGCACAAUAGCACGAAGAGCACACAAAACACCAGUGAUAAGCAUGCUGAGAAGCCGAAUACCGGAAUUGCCACGCUCGUUAUUGAUGUCGCUGGCAUCUACGCGUCCUUCCUAACCUGGGCCUACCUCCAAGAAAAGCUGACAACUACGGCUUACGGUCCUAAUGGCGAGCGCUUCAAGUUCUCCGUCUUCCUUCUGACCAUCCAAUCCGUGUUUGCCGCCGCCGCGGGCAAACUCUUCUCUAUCCUGACCACCCCCAAGGGCCAACCCAUCCCUCCGCUCUUCCCAACACGCCAGAUGAUCCCGCCCUUACUCCUCGUCGCCGUCACCAACGCGCUCGCCGCUCCCUUCGGCUACGCUGCGCUAGGCCAUAUCGACUAUAUCACCUACAUCCUAGCAAAGUCUUGCAAGCUGCUGCCCGUCAUGUUCUUGCACAUCACCAUCUUCCGCAAGCGCUACCCAUUGUACAAGUACCUCGUUGUGGCGGCCGUGACUUGCGGCGUCGCCGUGUUCACGCUGCACUCGAGCAGCAAAAAGCAUCAUCAUCACAACAAGAACACCGAGGCACAGAACAAGGCCUGGGGCCUGCUCCUGCUGGGCAUUAACCUGUUGUUUGACGGCCUAACGAACAGCACGCAGGACUACAUUUUCUCGACUUUCCGGCCGUAUUCGGGCCCGCAGAUGAUGGCGGCGAACAACAUGCUUUCAUCGGUGCUGACCGGCACGUACUUGCUUGUGGGCCCCUGGCUUGUCCAAACUCCGCUGGGAGAGUGGCUCGGCAUGGAUAGAGCCAGCGGCGGCGAGCUGAAGGAUGCGUUGGCUUUUCUGGCGCGGCAUCCAGCUGUGUGGAGGGAUGUGCUGGGGUUUGCGCUUUGCGGAUGUGUCGGGCAGGUGUUUAUCUUUCACACUCUGUCGACCUUCUCUUCUGUGCUCCUUGUCACCGUGACCGUCACGCGCAAGAUGUUUACCAUGAUUCUGAGCGUCGUGGCCUUUGGUCAUCGCCUGUCGCGCAUGCAAUGGCUGGGCGUUGGCUUGGUAUUCGGUGGCAUUGGCGUUGAGGCGCAGAUUGCGCGUCGCGAGAAGAUGGCCAAGGAGGCUGCAAAGAGGAAGCUACAAGACAAGGCGCAAUGA
Thermochaetoides thermophila DSM 1495 is the source of this 1296-nucleotide messenger RNA. RefSeq lists its product as uncharacterized. Gene Ontology annotation, cellular component: endoplasmic reticulum membrane; Golgi membrane. The record is from RefSeq and is a predicted model, not a curated record. Gene Ontology annotation, molecular function: UDP-galactose transmembrane transporter activity; UDP-glucose transmembrane transporter activity. Bases 1 to 1296 code for a protein of 431 amino acids. Lineage: Eukaryota; Fungi; Ascomycota; Sordariomycetes; Sordariales; Chaetomiaceae. The transcript has 3 exons. Gene Ontology annotation, biological process: UDP-galactose transmembrane transport.